GUUCCUCCGGCCGCCAGCGCGGGUCCUUCCCCAGCCCGGACCAAUGCAUGAACUGCACCAGGCUGGCRGACAUGAGCGAGAGGCUGAACACGCUGGAGGCCAAGAUGCUGCUGCUGGAGGCGGCGGAGCGGAGCCCAGCGCUGGAGAACAGCCUGCCCAUGGCUGGCACGCCGGCGCCGUGGUACGGGGAGCUGCUGCCGGACGCCUUUCCCCUGCUGAACCCCGGCACCGUCCUGAGGAAAACCCUGGGCUCUGCUGAACCUAAAGGACCCAGAGGUGCAGAGGAGCAGCUGAUACCACAGGGGAUUCCAGGGCAGGUUGGCCCCCCUGGCCCAGUUGGACCAACUGGGCUUCCAGGACCACCAGGGCCCAAAGGAGAGAAGGGACAGCCUGGGGAGAGGGGCCCAGCAGGGCCACCAGGACUGCUGGGACCCCAGGGACCAAGAGGACUUCCAGGAGAAACCGGGAUCCCGGGUCCCCCAGGUCCUCCAGGGCCACCAGCCACCCCAAGCCUCCCUCUCACCUUCCAGCAAGGAGUGCUCUACUCGCUCCAGCCCACAGCUGAGAAAGAAACACCAGGGCCACCAGGUGCUUCAGGACCCAAAGGGCCCCCAGGACCUAUGGGAGCCCCUGGAUCACAAGGCUUGCCAGGAUCUCCAGGACAGCCUGGACCRAAAGGAUCCAAAGGAGACCGAGGAGAGAGAGGGCAAGCAGGUCUGCCUGGAGAGAGGGGCAUUAAGGGAUUUCCUGGUGAGCCAGGCAGGAAGGGUGAGGAAGGUGACAAAGGCGCUGAUGGGGAAGGUGUCCAACAGCUCCGAGAGGCUCUGAAGAUUUUAGCUGAGAGGGUGUUGAUCCUCGAGCACAUGAUAGGAAUUCACGACUCUUUGUCUUCCAUUGAGCCAGGCUCUGGACAGGAUGUGAUCCCGGGCUCCCCGCUGAGGAGCAGCAUCAAGAUCAAGCGAGGAGGACCCCGGCAGCCCCAGGCCCACCAGAUCCUCUCCUCCCUGCUGGACGACGGCGAGGCCAGAAGGAGAAGCAACCGGAUGAAGUAGGAGCGUCCUGGUGUUCCCCCUGCCUGCCCUCCAGUUACAGAUACAGUACCCCAGGGCUGAUUGCAGGCUGCAGGUGCAGUGGGUGCAAUGCUGGGUUCCCUGGCAGUCUGAGCCCUGAUUGCAGGGAAUGCCUGAUCCAUAGCUCAGAGAGGGGCUGGAGAACCUUCUCCUCGAUUUUGUUGUUUUGCCUUUGGAACAGUCAAGUGUCUCAGAGGUUGCCCACAGGACUGACACCUCCUGGCUGUGCCCUGAGAGUUCAACCCUUCCCUCGUUCCCUCACUGCCCACUCAGUAAAGCACUGCUUAACUGGCCAUGACCAUCCAUCCCACCCAGAGCCAAAGCCAAGCCUCAGCCUUGCCCCCUGCUUUUAUUUGCUGUGUCAGUGUCACCUGCUUUUAUUCGAUGUGUUGGUGUCACCCUGACUUCCAGGUGCUGCUUCCACACACCACAGAAACACGGCCUGCAAGGAUUUCUCUCAAGCAAAGAACAAAUUAGGAAAUGCAAAGUGCAUUUAAAAGUAUUAUUCUGGAAAUUCAGGUGGCUCCCUGGAUGUCAGCAACAAAAUCUUGUCUUUUCACGUAGCUAAUUGCAUGGGGGUGACAUUAUUUCUAUUUGUGGUUAGCUAAGCAAGGACUUUUGAUGCAAAUGUUCAUUUGGCUUUCUGUCUAUCUUCAGAGAGUUUAGACUGUUCCUGUGAAAAUAUAGAGCAGUUUGCAAAAGAUAUGACAGAAUUGUGCAAGAAUUUUCCCAUACGGUKUUCAGCUUGUGCAUACAUCCAGAGAUAAUUAAUUUAAGUGGUGGCAGCAACUAUUCACAGAAAAGGAUAUUUUGCAAUAGUUUCUUAAUCCUACAGCSAUCAGGAAAAAUGUUUUCACAGUGUUUUGUUUUAAUCUCGUGAGUAAAUCCUCACCAUUUGAAAUCUGGAGACAGCAAACCACAGCCUAAGGAAUUAAGAGUCUUGUCAGGAGCUUAUCUUGCACUGGGAGUUAAACACAGAGUCAUCUUAUUUUUUGCAAUAACUUGUUAUUUUAGGGGAAGUACCAGCUUCCAGGUUUAAGAAGUUGAACCUGCCCUUCAGUGACAAAUGAAUCACUCCACCUGCUGUGCUAACCAGGUCGGGCAAGCUGAUGUCAUUCAGUGAUUUUUGUUAGAAGGGGGAGAUUAAUCAACAGAGCUGACUGGACUGUUUUUGACUUUUUAAUUCCCACGUUCUGACAGUUUUAGAUUCAGCCCAGGAUGAUAGAGAGCCAAGUGAGUUGGUGUUGCUGUCCCCACGGUCCGUGGCUGCUGUGCAGGACACAGCUCUGUGUAUGAGCAGGGAGGGCUGCACCACUCUGUGUUUCUGCCACAUCUUUGCAAAGGAAGCUCUGCACAGUCCCAGCGUGCAGCACCCCAAAUCAUCUUCCCAAGGCAGAGCCCACUGGAAAUGAGGYUAAAAAUGGAGGAGCUCUGCCAGCCCAGCAUGAGCCACACCUCAAAGUGUCUGUCCAUGCACACUGCAAGCACAGCAGUGCUGCAGACACUCCCAAUCCCAAUCUCCUCUGAAGAGCCUGGCAUUUUCACAAAUGGGCAGGGUGCAGGCCUCCUUCAGGAUGGCUGCACUCACUGUGUCCUCACCUGGCMCUGCUCUUCAGGAACUCCCCAGCCAGCUGAGAUGGCAUCAGCUGAUGCUGAGCAAGCCCCAGAGCCUUGUUUUGGAAUGAACAGCUGGAUAACAAGCAGUCACUGGGAUGCAAGACCUUGCCAUGCUCUUGCAUCCUCACUYUGCUUGCCCAGUGCCAGUGGUGGGGCUCGCUCAGCACCAGCCCACCUGGCUCAGGCUGUUUUCCUGAGUUUUCCACAGGACAUUUCCAAGGAGCAAGCCCAAAGUUUCACAGGAAUUUGGGGAGGUGCCUGCCUGCAUUCUGAGUUACAGCUGGAGCAGGAGGGAGAGAGACAGAUAAAGGAGUAAAACUUGAGUGCAGCAGGUUCCUGAGCUCAGGGAGCCAUCCUGCACUUUGCAAUCCCUCUGGGAGAAGGAAAUAAAACCUCUCUGAAUGCAUCUGAGUUUCAAAUCCAGCUCCAAGUCUAAAUCAAGCUCUAAAUCCAACACUAACUCCAAAUCCAGCUCUAACUCUGAAUGCAGCUCUAACUCUGAAUCCAGCACUAACUCCAAAUCCAGCUCUAAUUACAAAUCCAGCAUUAACCCCAAAUCCAGCMUCAACUCCAAACACAGCACUAACUCCAAAUCCACCUCUCACUCCAAAUCCAGCUCUAACCCUAAAUCCAGAACUAACUCUAAAUUCAGCACCAACCCCAAAUCCAGCUCUAACUGUAAAUCCRGCAYUAACCCCAAAUCCAGC
Malurus melanocephalus (red-backed fairy wren) is the source of this 3394-nucleotide messenger RNA. Its product is annotated as collagen alpha-1(XXVI) chain-like. The transcript is spliced from 12 exons. The annotation marks the transcript as partial. The record is from RefSeq and is a predicted model, not a curated record. Lineage: Eukaryota; Metazoa; Chordata; Aves; Passeriformes; Maluridae.